This is a messenger RNA of Bicyclus anynana (squinting bush brown), 2706 nucleotides long. RefSeq lists its product as uncharacterized. The coding region runs from base 626 to 1249 and encodes 207 amino acids. The record is from RefSeq and is a predicted model, not a curated record. The transcript has 3 exons. Lineage: Eukaryota; Metazoa; Arthropoda; Insecta; Lepidoptera; Nymphalidae.
CAGGCCCAUCUCUUUCGUACCAAACUACCAACGCAAUGAAAAAGAUAACGUAAUAUCCGGUUGCACCGCCAUUUUUUGAAUUUUCUCUAAUUCUUACAAGAUUAACUCGUUGCUCAUAAGUAAGGGCUCCCGAACACGGGCGACAACCACAAAACCCCGCUACUGGCAUAUUUUUCUUUAGAUUUCAUACAUUUUAUAUGGACUCGCCGUACACUGUUACCGCCGGAGGCCGCCACACGCUACAAUCGUCGCUGCUCGCUUUAUAUGGCCCGCACCGGCCACUAAACGCCGCAGCACGCCGCUCGCGCGAUUAUGAUACUGCAUGUAUGGGUUAAAAAGUAGCAGCCACCGACCACAAGUGGCUGUUGCGCGCUUCAGUUACAUGUUGCAGUGCAUGCAGUGAUGAGGCUGAGACACGAUGCAAAUUGUUUAGCUUAAACUUAAAGGAUUUACGUCAGGCUCGAAGGUGCUUUAACUCAGAGCCGUAAAGCCAAAUUAACAAAAAAAAAAACAUGUUACGACGGACGAUCAUAGACAAUUAGAAAUAAGACAUAAAAAAAGACCGGGAAAAUUUACAUUCUCCAUUUUUUUGCGGUGCGUGAUAAUUUACUUACUGCGAUUAGAAAUGUCGUCCUUUAAAAAAUCCUUAAAAUCCAAAUGUUCUGAAGAUAUUUAUAAUCCUCAAGACAUUGAUGACUCGCCCCCCAAAAUUCAAAAACUAAAACGUGAUGCUGAAGAAAAAGAAUUUCAUAACUUGUCCGAAACACAGUUAACUCUUGCUAAGAAGCAAAAAAUUUGUCAAAGCGAUUAUGACUUAUGUGGGGAAUCGUCUCAAAAACUAUUAAAUGUAAUGACUCGCCAACUUAAAGUCAGGAAACAAAUUGAUGAUGAUGUGCUGAUGAAACUAGGAGAGGUUAUUACAUCAGCGAAAACCGAUCACGACGUCCUCAAAAACGACGUUCAGAAAUUCGUCCAACUGUCGGGAUGUCUCACGAAAUGCUUGCAGCAGUCUGCCGAGGCUUACAAGGAAAAGCUCAUAGCGAUCGAUGCCGUUGUUGCAUCGUUUCAAAAAACAUUUAAGGAUUUGGAUGCAGAGCAUAGGAUCCAAGCGGAAAUGUUGGCAAGCGAGCUUGAAGAGAACACUAAAAAGUUGAAGCAGAAAUUAAUAUCAGAUACUAAACGCAUCCAAUGGGAGAACUUGCAGAAAAACUUCUUCCAGUCCUUGCCAGAACAUUAUUUAGACGAUUAAUUAUUUUCCAACUUAAUUUAUUUUAUUACACUUAUUAAUUAAUUUAAGUACAAAUUAAUUAUAAAUUUAAUUACUUAUUAAUUAAUUUCUUGUUAAUUUACAUUACACAGCUUAUUGUUCUUUUGUUGCCUUAAUGUCUGCGAUUUCUUAUAAAGUAAAAUAAAAAAUUAAAGUAUUUAAGUACCUACGCUUAAAUUAGAUUAAUUAAAAUAGAAAAUCGAUACAUAAUUUAUAAAUGUAAUAAAUAUUUUUUCUUGAAACUGAUAAUAGUUUCAAACCAACCAGUGAUUUUAAUAAAAUUGCAUUGAUUAAUUUAAUGUCUUUUUAUUUUUACAUCGAAAUAAGUUUUAGAACCAACUGGUCCUUCUUAUACUGAACUUGCUACAAUAAGCAUUACACGCAAGUCACAUUAAAAUCGGUUCAGCCGUUCCAGAGAUUAGCCCAAACCGAUACAACAGUAAAGGUCCUCUGGGCUAUCACGGCUCGUGAUAUAGAUAAACCUAAACCGAACCAAUAGUUUCAACUCAACGCUUGUCAGUUGGUUUGUUACACCUGGAAGAGUAUUCAGGUAUUUUACCACAGAAUCGAAUGCCGGAAAAGUGGCUUAAUUGCGAAUUUUGGCAACCCGCACAUAAUGUUUGGCUUUUAAUUAAUCAAAUAUCAAUUAAAUGUCGAGAGUGCUAGACGCUUGCCUAGAAAGGCUUGCUUUUACUUGUCUUUAUCGGGGUCAUAUUUCGGCGUAAUUGAAGGCAAGCGUAAGUAAGCCUCAUGUCUGUCUUUAAUAUAGAACCGGUGAGAAAAAGCUUGCUUUAGUUCCCUUGAAUCGUACCUAACCAAAAAAGCGAAUAAACUUUUUACUGAUAAGCCAAUCCUUAUAAUAGUAGGGGAGCCGGGGAUGCUAAAUUUGCAGUUACUAAGGCGUCAUGGGAAUCGAUUAGAUUUGGUAGAUUAGAUGAUAGAAAUAAUAAAUGGUUAUAUACUUAUUCGCUUUCAGCGGUGGGGAAAAAAACUACAGACUCUAAAGACAAUUUUUAUUACUUUGUCUUACUGAAAUCAUCAAAAAACAUGAGCGAUUAUUCAGGAGAUUAUUUCAUUCAAAAUAAGUAAAAAAUUAACUGCUCUCGUGGUUCGUUAACAGAAAUAUAAGGGUUUUAUUUGUAACUUUGGAACCCUCCCUUUCUAUUACGUGACGCUCAAAUUGUCAAAUUUUAAAAAUGCACACCUGUUAGCUAUCUACUCACCUACCUUAUCUUAAAUGUAUCUCUGAAGUUAGUUUUUUUAUUGUUGCCCUAAACGUACCCAUCAAUAUUGAGAGCUCAUACUUGGUGGACGUAUUCAACAACGUGCAAGGUAUAGUCCCGUAUGUUCAUCUGCCGCGCUCGAGUAACUGCAAAAAUCCCCUCUUCGGCUCCCUUACUAUAACAGUCGGUGAUUGGAAUUCUUAAUUUAAUUUUUCG